AUGAAGUCCUUAACUUACGCUGCGUUUAUAGCAGUUGCUGCCUCUUCCUUGCCAUAUACUUCCGCUACCACCGUUUCAAACAACUUUCAAAGUCGUUGUUCGGGCCUCUUGCAAAGCUUCCACCCAGAUCAACAAACAACAGUUCUCGUCGCUGAAUACCUACCUAAGGGUUCUAACUUUACGAAUCCAAUUGCCCACCCAACAUGUGCCGGUGGUUGGCUGAGUAAAUCCAUUUUGACGGACAUUUGUCGGUUAAGGCUCAAUGUUUCUACAAGUAGCACCUCUAGCGUCAUUAUCGAAGCAUGGAUGCCUGCAAAUUGGAAUCAGAAGGGGAAGAGAUUCGCCAUGACGGGGAAUGGAGGUUUGGCUGGAUGUAUUGCAUUUGAUGAUUUGAACUACAUCAGCUCUCUUGGUUUUGCAACUGUUGGACAUAACAAUGGUCAUGACGGCGAUACUGGUGUUCCAUUUUUUAACCGCCCUGAGGUUGUCAAGGACUUUGCGUAUCGAGCUCUUCUUACCGCAACAAAAGUCGGCAAGAAAGCCGUGAAACACCUCUAUUCUCAGAACCUCAGAAAGUCAUACUUCCUAGGAUGCUCAUCCGGUGGUCGCCAAGGCCUCAAAGCUGCUCAAGACUUUCCUGAAGAAUAUGAUGGUAUAAUAGCGGGUGCCGCUGGGAAUAAUUGGAAUAACCUCAUGUCCUCUUUCAGCUACUACUGGAAGUUUGUUGCAAAUGGCAACAACCCAGCAAUCCUGACGCCAGAGCAGUGGGUUGAAUGGCGGGAUGAAGCUAUAAGGCAGUGCGACAAAAUCGACGGGGUUCAAGAUUUAGUUAUCGAAGAUCCUAGGAAAUGUAGAUUGCGACCGGAAGCGAGACUUUGUGUUCCCGGGAAAACUUGGAGUUCUAAUAAGUGUUUUACAAGUGCUCAAGUCACCUUCUUAAGGAAGUUAUAUGAGCCUUUCUAUGGAAAUAACGGCACAUUUCUCUUCCCUGGAUUCGGACCGGGCGACGAAACUAUCACUUCAGUUUGGUUCGCAACUACUCCACCGCAGUAUACUGUGGACUGGUACAGAUAUGCACUCUUGAACGACGAAAACUGGACGGUGGAAGCCAACUUCGACCUCGACGCGGUCGACAAUGCCAAUAGAAUAGACCCCUACAACAUUUCAACAUACAAAGACCUAUCAAAACUCAAAGCCUCCGGUCACAAGCUCUUAACUUACCACGGACUGGCAGACGGCCUCCUGAGCCACGAGGGCUCGGACAGAUAUUACGAAUCUAUAGUCCGAAGGAUGGGUCUCCCUUCUGCCAAAUUGGACAGUUUUUACAGAUACUUCCCGAUUCCAGGGUUAGGCCAUUGCGCGACAGGAAAUGGUGCUUGGUAUAUCGGUGCCGCAAAUCAAUACACGGAUGCUCCUGCGGCGACUAUCGAUCCUGAAGGUGGGGUGCUUAUGAGUAUGGUUAAAUGGGUUGAGCAAGGCAUCCCACCUGAGAGGAUAAUUGGCAGGGGAUUCACUGCGGACGGCAAGUUGGCUUCGACGAAAAACCAUUGCAAGUGGCCGUUGCGAAAUACAUAUUUAAGGGGUAAUCCAACUAAGCAGAAUAGUUGGGGUUGUUCGUAG
Messenger RNA from Orbilia oligospora ATCC 24927, 1620 nucleotides. RefSeq lists its product as uncharacterized. The coding region runs from base 1 to 1620 and encodes 539 amino acids. The record is from RefSeq and is a predicted model, not a curated record. The transcript has 3 exons. NCBI's taxonomy places the organism in Eukaryota, Fungi, Ascomycota, Orbiliomycetes, Orbiliales, Orbiliaceae.